UAUUGUUUCCUUUUGCAGGACUGCAUCUAGGAGAAAUGGAACGUGACUGCUUGAUAGCACAUGGUGUGAGUAUGGUGAUAUCUGAACGUAUGAUGCUGUCCAGUGACCCAUACGAAGUUCAGGUCUGCAGGCAAUGUGAUCUGUUAGGGUACCAUAAUUACAAGUCGGGGAUAUCCACUUGUUCAAUGUGCAAAAAAAGUGGCCACAAUAUGUGCACUAUAAAACUUCCAUACGCCACCAAGCUUCUAUUCCAGGAAUUGCAGUCCAUGAAUAUUGUUCUGCGUUUGAAAUUAACUGAAGCAUGAGGACACGUGGAUGUUCUGCUUAAAUCAUCAUUGAGGAGAAGUUUGCAUUGGACUGAGGUGACUGCAAGAAUAGAGAAUGAUAGUUUUGUAAGAGGUGACUACAAGAAUAGAUGAAUUUUGUAAUAGGUGACUGCAAGACUCAAAAUAGCGUAAAUUUAGCAUAAAUCAG
Messenger RNA from Zingiber officinale, 474 nucleotides. Its product is annotated as DNA-directed RNA polymerase III subunit 2-like. Gene Ontology annotation, molecular function: DNA binding; ribonucleoside binding; DNA-directed RNA polymerase activity. The record is from RefSeq and is a predicted model, not a curated record. Gene Ontology annotation, biological process: DNA-templated transcription. Gene Ontology annotation, cellular component: RNA polymerase III complex. Lineage: Eukaryota; Viridiplantae; Streptophyta; Magnoliopsida; Zingiberales; Zingiberaceae. The coding region runs from base 36 to 305 and encodes 89 amino acids. The transcript is spliced from 3 exons.